AUGAGUUAAUUAACAACAAACAAAGGAAAUAUCUAUGAUGAAAAUGCCAUGACAGAUUAAAAAGGGAAGAUCAAAUCAUAAACUUUAUAAGUCUUUGUAUCACCAAAUGAGCAACCGACACUUUUGAGUUAGAAUUUUGUAUAUGAUGGAUUCAAUACUCCAAAAAUCCCAUGUUUGUAUCAUAAGGGGAAUAUUUUAACCAACUUUUGUUCAUGCAUUCACUGUUUGCUUCCAUUAUGUCCACAAUGUGUAGAAGAGCAUAUUAUAAAACAUAAGGUAGAAUAGACUGCAAAUAAAAUUGAAUGUUUAGAAAAUGUCCUUAAUACUGUGUAUAAAAAUAUUGUUCAAGAAAGUUUAAAUAUAAUCCUAAUUUAAAUAGCUAAUUUCUUUGCCAAAAGUUACUUUGAUUUGAAAAACAAUGUAGAUAGUAUGACUUUUGCAACUGAUAAUACAAUCAAUAAAUUACUUGAUAUUUAAACUCGUAUAAUUAGAGUCGUAGAACAAUUCUUCAAGUCUUUGAUUAAUGAUGUUCAAAAUAAGCAAAAAAAGAAUUAAUAAAAUUAAGAGAAGGAUGCUGAAUCACUCAAACAGUUGGUGUAAUAAAGAUGGUCAUCCCAUGUUACAUUUUUGGAAACUUUGAAUUCUGAAAGUAGUAUGACAUCAGUCAUUCAAUUUUUUGGUACAUCUUUAAUUGAAGACAAUCAGAAAUAUUUCAAUAUCUUGGAUGAAUACUCAAACAGAUUUGAAUAGAUUACAUCAGACAUCAUUUUCCAUUAAGAAAAAGCGUAAUUCAUAAUGAUUAUAUCGUAUAGAAUAGAAAUUGCUGCUCAUUUAAGUCACAUAAUCAAGAUUAGACAUAAUGAUGUACCAGAAUUCAUUAAAAUCCACACUCUACCAAGUCCUAAUAUUUCAGAUGCUGUCUCCUUCCAUUCCAAGGCUCCUAGUCAUAUCAAACCUUCAUAACCCCUAUACCCAUCAAUCUAGUAGUCAGCCUUCACUCCCCCCUAACAUGUCAUCACAGGAGCCACGAGAAUACUCGACAGUGGCACAUUUUACACAGACAAACGUUACACAGACUCAUUGAAUAGGCUUCCAUAGUAUUAAAUGAGAUGA
Paramecium tetraurelia is the source of this 1113-nucleotide messenger RNA. RefSeq lists its product as uncharacterized. The record is from RefSeq and is a predicted model, not a curated record. The transcript is spliced from 3 exons. Lineage: Eukaryota; Ciliophora; Oligohymenophorea; Peniculida; Parameciidae.